Messenger RNA from Aspergillus chevalieri, 786 nucleotides. RefSeq lists its product as uncharacterized. The record is from RefSeq and is a predicted model, not a curated record. The coding region runs from base 1 to 786 and encodes 261 amino acids. The transcript has a single exon. NCBI's taxonomy places the organism in Eukaryota, Fungi, Ascomycota, Eurotiomycetes, Eurotiales, Aspergillaceae.
AUGACCAGCCUCACUCGUGCGUUCACCAAGCGCCACAAGCGUCCCGAGGUGUCGGCACCUAUGCCCUACCGCGAGGGUCAGGUCAAGUUCUCGUCGGGCACGAUCAAACGGGGAAAGAUCUCGGGUCCUGUGCAAUUGGUUUCGACUACCAACAUGCUGGCUUAUAAUGCGCCCGACCUGGGUUCUGCGACAUCAUCUUCAUCCUCGUCCAUACGAUCGCCGGACGACUCGGAGAUGUCGUUUUCCCAGCACAGUUUCGGAACGCCCAUCACUUCGCCGGACGACUCUUCCCGUGAUGUUUCGCCUAUCGAACCGAGCCAAGCAUCAUAUUUCCCCAAGCAACAGUUCAUGCCCAAGAGAUCGGCGACAACAACCAGUCAUACUCGAUCAUCCACUUCGACUACGUCUUCUACAGAUGCACCAAUGGUCCCAAGACGGGCGCUGUCGCAUACCAAACGAUCGCAUCAGGAAUUGGCCCGGCAGCGCUCGCUAUCGAGGCUGGAUCCUCCGCCGCUGAAUGUCUCCCGCGCCCCUUCAGUUCGUCAAGCACCUGAUCCCUCCUUCAAAACGGAAGCGCAUCCAUUUGGCAAGGAGCUCGAGCAGGUGAAUGAGGUGGCCGAAGAGUUUGGUGGCACCACCCGCCGAUUCGACGAAGAAGAAGCCGUUCUCUUCAGCAAGGGCCUCAUGAAAUUCACCGUAGACGAUUAUCUCGUCGAGGUGAAUGAUCUGUACGGAAGCAUCUUCGACGACCAGCUGGGGCCAAUCAGUGCUAGUCAAUGGCUGUGA